Cryphonectria parasitica EP155 is the source of this 1078-nucleotide messenger RNA. RefSeq lists its product as uncharacterized. The transcript has a single exon. Bases 1 to 1056 code for a protein of 351 amino acids. Lineage: Eukaryota; Fungi; Ascomycota; Sordariomycetes; Diaporthales; Cryphonectriaceae. The record is from RefSeq and is a predicted model, not a curated record.
AUGGACAACAGACUCGACGUCCCCAUUGAAGUCGCACGCAGAAACGUUGACAAGCUCGGUAUCAAGUACGAUGAGCUGCCCCAACGGCCCUUCUGGUCGUCCCUCUUCGGGAAGACCGAGAACGACUUCAAGAUCCGCGUGGCGGCCAAGGUCAUGGCGGGCUCCGUCCUGACGGGGAGGGAGCUCACGCAGCCCGAGAAGGACGCGCUGGCAUACCACUAUGCAAAGCUGCUGGCCACCCAAGUAUACGACGUGCCAAUCGCUAUUGGCGCCGGGAUUGGUUUCUACCGCUAUACGUAUCAGUCCUACGGUUUCCCCUUCUGGAAACCAAACCUCGAAAAGUUCAACCCAAACAAGUUCGGCCCGCUCCCUGAGGGCUUCAUAUCGCAAAGGGCCUGGCAUGCCCUGAGGCUCGUCGCGUGGUACACUGGCUGUCGAGUGGUCAGUGCUAUCUUUCUCGCCUCGUACUCCAUCUCCGUGUACAUGGCGAACUACGGCACCGAUCCCCGACUUCAGGAUUACCGCGAGGUGAUCAAAACCAGAAUCAACCAGCGACAGGCAGGAAUUACACCGCAGCGCGGUCAACCACCAGCCUACCGUACGAUUGAGGCCAGCGCACCGGCAUUCUCACAGUGGGACAGCACUGAGCAGAGCACCCAAGACGCCCAAUCGUCAUGGCCUGGGAUGCAAGCCCCACAACCGGAGAGCCCCCAGGCCACCUCUUUCAACGACGAGCCCUACGUCUUUGAUGAUGCGUCUCCCGUGACGGCGUCGGAGCAGCACAGGGGCAAGCCACAACAAUCGACCCAGGGCAGCUCUACAUGGGACAGAAUCAGAGGCCAGGCUCGUGGGGCGCAGGGUGGGCAGGCGCAGGCCGGUGCUUGGGGCCAGAGACGUCAGGAUGAGCAGACUUCUCGGGGCGCACAGGACGGGACUUCCUAUAAUUUCUCAUCUGGAGACGAAGAGAAGUCGUACGCGAAGAGCCAGGCACAGAAGGAGUUUGAUGAGAUGUUGGAACGAGAACGGCGAGGUCAAGGCGAUGGCUCGCAUCGUUAACGGACCCCGGGGGGGGGGGGGG